This is a messenger RNA of Aureobasidium pullulans EXF-150, 1782 nucleotides long. Its product is annotated as acid Co-A ligase. The record is from RefSeq and is a predicted model, not a curated record. The transcript has a single exon. Gene Ontology annotation, biological process: fatty acid metabolic process. Gene Ontology annotation, molecular function: medium-chain fatty acid-CoA ligase activity. Lineage: Eukaryota; Fungi; Ascomycota; Dothideomycetes; Dothideales; Saccotheciaceae. Bases 1 to 1782 code for a protein of 593 amino acids.
AUGCAGACAAUCAACAACAUCUACGAGGUGAACACACCGAAAGCACAACUGUCAGUGUUUCAUGGACCGGCAGAUCCUCCUUUGGUGACGGUAGCAUUGGGAGAGUUUCUCGACAUCCAAUGCGAACGAUAUGGAGAGCGUGAAGCUCUUGUCUUUCCAUGGACCGGAACACGAUGGACAUACAAUGACUUGAAAGAGGAGAGCUCAAAGCUUGCAAGAUAUCUCUACUCGAGGGGCAUUCGUCCUGGGGAUAGAGUAGCGAUUCUUGCUGGCAACAGAGUUGAAUAUGCUUCAGUCUUCUUUGCGUGUAUGCGUAUUGGUGCCGUGCUGGUCAUCCUGAACAAUACCUACACCAUUCCUGAAGCACAGUAUGCUCUGCAAUAUACAGGUAGGCUCUCAAGAUUGUCCCAUACCAAAUGCCACCGAUUUGACCAUAUUCUAGACUGCAAGGUUCUCUUUGCGACACCGACGAUUGGCAAACACAUCGACAACUCGAACAUGCUCAGACACUUCUCGAACAGCGACGAGUUACCGGCAUUGCAACAGAUUAUCAUCCUCGCAGACAACCUCGACAACCUACUACAUUACCAAGAUGCCAUCAAGAUCGGAUCACGGCUACCCAAUGAGCCCGUCAAGCAAGUGCAAGACAGUCUUUCACCCUACGAGACAUGCAACCUACAAUUCACAAGCGGUUCGACCGGCCACCCCAAGGCAGCCAUGCUUACACAUCACGGUCUGCUGAACAACUCGCGAUUCAUCGGCGAUCGCAUGAGCUUGACAGCAGAAGAUGUGCUUUGCUGCCCACCUCCUAUGUUCCACUGCUUUGGUCUGGUACUGGGCAUGCUGUCAUGUCUCACACACGGCGCAAAGAUUGUAUACCCCUCAGAGAUCUUCGACGGACCAUCAGUAUUGCAGGCAAUCACCGACGAAAGAUGUACUGCUAUCCAUGGUGUACCAGCCAUGUUCGAUACUCUGUUCAGCCUGCCUCGUCCCGCAGGCUUCAACUGCGAUAGACUGCGCACCGGCAUCAUUGCGGGUGCUCCUGUACCACGCCAUUUGAUGGAGCUUCUUGUCAACGAGUUCGGCAUGACCGAAUUCACCAGCAGCUACGGUCUCACCGAGGCCUCACCAACCUGCUUCAACGCCUUCGUCGACGACUCCAUCGACCGCCGUCUCACAACCGUAGGCACCCUGAUGCCCCACGCCCACGCCAAAAUCGUCGACAAGAACAACCGCAUCGUCCCCGUCGGCACCCGUGGCGAACUCUGCAUAGCCGGCUACCAGCUCCAACAAGGCUAUUUCCGCAAUGCCGAGAAGACAGCCGAAGCUAUGGAGCGCGAUGCAGAUGGUGUAUUAUGGUUGCACACAGGCGACGAAGCAGUUUUCGACCGUCACGGCUACUGCUCCAUCACCGGCCGCUUCAAAGACAUCAUCAUCCGCGGCGGCGAAAACAUUUACCCCCUCGAAAUCGAAGAACGCCUUAUCAAGCACGAUGCCGUCGAGCGCGCCAUUGUUGUCGGUCUGCCUCAUACCAAGUAUGGCGAAGUAGUCGCUGCAUUCUUGCAACGCGCAUCUGGUGCUUCCAAGCCUAGUGAUGAGGAAGUUCGCGAGUGGACCAGACAGACUUUGGGCAGACACAAGGCACCCGCUCAUGUAUUCUGGCUCGGCGAGAACGGAGUCACGGAUCAAAUCCCCAUCACCGGUAGUGGCAAGAUCAAGAAGUUUGAGAUGAGGAAGAUUGGACAGGAUUUACUUGCUUCCAUGCCCAAGGCUAAGCUUUGA